AUGGCUGAAAAUGUGAAGCUUGUAGUGGUGGGCGAUGGAAAUGUGGGGAAGACGUGUAUGUUGAUGUGUUACACGUCUGAUGAGUUCCCUACUGAUUAUAUCCCAACUGUGUUUGACAACUAUGUUGCAAAUGUGACAGUCGAUGAAAAAAAAAUCAACCUUGGUCUAUGGGACACUGCAGGUCAAGAGGAGUACAAUAGUUUGCGUCCAUUGUCGUAUCCACAAACUGAUAUCUUUUUAUUGUGUUUCUCUGUUGUGUAUCAUGCGUCUUACGUUAAUGUCCGAGACAAAUGGGUCAAAGAAGUCCUUCAUCACUGCCCCACUGCGAAGUUAAUGGUUAUUGGAACAAAAACAGAUCUCCGUGAAGAUAUAAAAGAAUUGAAAACAAUGAGCGAAAAUGGCGAACAACCUUACACAAAAGAAGACGGUGAUAAGUUAGCAGCAGAGUUAAAAGCCUAUUGCUAUAUGGAGUGCUCGGCUUUGAAACGUACUGGUCUGAAAGAUAUUUUCGAUCAAGCAGUUCGCUUUACUUUGAAACAAAGAGGUGGCGCCGGUGAAGGAAAAAGUACUAAAGAAAAGCAAAAGGGAAAGUGUUUCAUCCUUUAA
Entamoeba invadens IP1 is the source of this 606-nucleotide messenger RNA. Its product is annotated as RAC GTPase, putative. The transcript has 3 exons. The record is from RefSeq and is a predicted model, not a curated record. NCBI's taxonomy places the organism in Eukaryota, Evosea, Mastigamoebida, Endamoebidae. Gene Ontology annotation, cellular component: cell cortex; cytoskeleton; cell projection. Gene Ontology annotation, biological process: establishment or maintenance of cell polarity; actin filament organization; regulation of actin cytoskeleton organization. Bases 1 to 606 code for a protein of 201 amino acids. Gene Ontology annotation, molecular function: protein kinase binding; GTPase activity; GTP binding.